AUGCAGGAACUUAUCGCUGUCCGUGUCAAGGAUGGCAUCUUCGUGGGAAAUGCGGUGGCUGCACACGAUCGUGAGUUCAUUUCACUCAACAAGAUAACCCAUGUUGUUAACUGUGCCGGUGGCGAGCUCGCUGAUCUUUUCGCAGACGAUGGCGUAAAAUAUCUUACGUUUCCCUGGAAAGACCCUACUGGUUCAGUCUGCACAGCAGUAAUGUUUGAUAGUGCGGAUGAAAAUGUUAAGCGGACGGUGCGGUUCAUAGAUGAGGCACUUGAAGCUGGUGAUUGCGUGUUGGUACACAGCCAACUCGGUAUGUCACGUAGCCCAGCCUUAGUAGCGGCCUACCUGAUCGUGAAGUAUGGGUGGAAACUGGAGAGUGCCAUCUCCUUUUUGGAAAUGGCUCACAAGGACAUGUCCAUAAAACCACAUUUUCUGCGACAACUCCGAAUGUUUGCGAAGCGCAACACUAUAGAACACGAUAUUUUUGAUGUUGACGUGGACGAUUCAUCUUUUGGUUUGGACAAUGUCCAGUGGAUGCUUCGUAACACACUACUUAAUGGUCUUACCUCCGCCAGCCAGCGUCAGAACGAGCUAUACAAACUGUGCUCAAGCAAGGUAGAUGUCGGCCAACCAGUUAAAACGUCCGACGUGCGAGUUACUACAACACGCAUGAAGAAGGCUAAGCGUCUGGUGUUUGUUGACACUAAGCAAGGGUCAGAUGUUGAACCAAGGAGCGGCACGCCUGUUGUUACCGUUCAGCCACUGCGUCAAAGUGAACCGGGGAAUCACUUCCUCGGUUACCAUGGUUCCAUUGCCCUUGAGGGGCGUCGUCGUAGCAACAGUAUCAUGCGUCACAGUGUCUCUCCCUGCGGUCGUAGUGUCGAAUCCGAUCCUAGCACAAAUCCACAUGGACGGCAAGAGCUCACGCUACGUUUUGAAUCAAAGAGUGGCAGGAGUUGCUCAGCUUUUGACGGGGCCACCUCAUCGCAGGCCGCACGUACGGCUAGCGGAUAUUCCACGAUUGAUGGAGCAAGUCACGUCGGUGAAUAUCACACGCACCUGCCAUCGCCGGACACUAUUCACGCUCCAGCCCGCUCUCCGUUCGCGACACUCACGUCCGGGCACAAGUACCGUAAGGGGUCUCCUUUACCCUCUGUCGUGUACAACAGUUCGCCGAUGCGGUCUGUGCAGCGUCCCUCAUCUGCGCUUGUGUCUGAGGGAAGAGGCGCGCAGUUAAGGACCUCAUCUUACACAAGACCAACGGGGUUCUCUCGAAGUGGAGUAGCGCGGUCAGGUAGUCCAUGUUCGGUGAGUUCGCAUUCCAGUGCGUUUCUCGCGACGUCCACACGGUUGUCGUCCUACAGGAACAUUGCGCCACACCGAUCGCAACCGAGCAGUAAUGUCCAACCAGCGUGGAGCGCUGGAAAGACGGCGUUAUCUCCGUCAAGGGUUCACAGAUCUUUACUGCGAAGCAGUCCAUUAAAUAACCGUCCGGGUUCUCCAGUGGAGCGGCCUUCCUCCACUCCUCGUAGGGUAUCGUCACCCACAUCCGGUUCUGCCGAUGCUUGCAGCAGUCGUACGGUCUGUGGUACGAACAGUGGCUCCAAGGGUGGGGGAGUGGGUUUGCUGCGACGCCAGAUACCAGCGGCCAUACCAUCCAGCAGGAGUUGA
Molecule: messenger RNA, 1668 nt
Organism: Trypanosoma brucei brucei TREU927
Lineage: Eukaryota; Euglenozoa; Kinetoplastea; Trypanosomatida; Trypanosomatidae
Product: dual specificity protein phosphatase, putative
Exons: 1
Coding region: 1-1668 (555 amino acids)
Biological process (GO): protein dephosphorylation
Molecular function (GO): protein tyrosine/serine/threonine phosphatase activity
Source: RefSeq, a predicted model, not a curated record